AUGGGCGUGCUUGAAACAGUGGCUGGAUGGCAGCUUGACAUCGUGCAUCUGCUUAUGACCAGCCGGAAAGAGCGGGAUAUCGAGAGGUCCUUGGAGAGUUACGUCAAGGAAGAGGACACUGUCUGUCUUCAGAGGGACGUAGUGGACAAGGAUGUACUACAAUAUGUUCAACAAAGGCUGUCUGACGAUAAGGGGUUGGCAAAAUGGAACAAGGAUGCUGCUAUCAGGCAAGAGAUCGAGACAGCAUUGAUGCGCGGAGCUCGCGGAAUGUUCCGAUGGGCUGUGUGUCAGCUUGACACGUUGGUAAACUGUCGCAAUCGAGCAAUGCUGCGCAAGUCACUCGCCACUUUGCCGCAAACGCUAGACCAAACAUACGAUCGCAUUCUCUCUGCCAUAAGCAGAGAAGACUGCGAGUACGCGAUGCGCAUCCUGCAGUGGCUGACAUUCUCUGCGCGGCCACUAUCCGUCGAAGAGAUUGCCGAAGUCAUCGCCAUUGAUGUUGCGCGCAAACCAGCGUUUGACCGCAACGAAGUGUUAGAAGACCCGCUCGAAGCCCUGAACAUCUGCUCCAGUCUAGUCACUAUCACAACGAACAAGGUGGAGGGAAUACCCGGGCGUGCCCAACGGAUCAUCGCUCUAGCACACUAUUCUGUCCAAGAGUAUCUUGUCUCAAACAGGAUCAAGCAAGGACAGGCAAAGCAGUACAGCAUGCAAGACGUCGAAUGCCACAACGCGACAACGACAGGUUCUUUGAAGUACCUGACCCAGUUCCAGCAACCAUUGUCGAGAGAAAUUCUUGAGGCAUCCGCACUCGCAAGACACGCAGCAGAGUUCUGGAGCAGCCAUCUUCGAAAGACAGGUAACGAGAUGGAGAAGUGA
Messenger RNA from Macroventuria anomochaeta, 879 nucleotides. RefSeq lists its product as uncharacterized. Bases 1 to 879 code for a protein of 292 amino acids. The transcript has 2 exons. Lineage: Eukaryota; Fungi; Ascomycota; Dothideomycetes; Pleosporales; Didymellaceae. The record is from RefSeq and is a predicted model, not a curated record.